Hippoglossus stenolepis (Pacific halibut) is the source of this 1395-nucleotide messenger RNA. Its product is annotated as integumentary mucin A.1-like. Lineage: Eukaryota; Metazoa; Chordata; Actinopteri; Pleuronectiformes; Pleuronectidae. The record is from RefSeq and is a predicted model, not a curated record. The transcript is spliced from 4 exons. The coding region runs from base 90 to 1100 and encodes 336 amino acids.
CGUCACAUUCUUCUUGCCUUUUAAACAGCAAGUUGUCAUGUGUGAGGAUCAGAGCAUCGUAGUGAGCCGACUGCAGAGCUGCUGCCAACAUGGCUUCACUCAAGUUCAUCCUGCUGACCUGUGUGGUCCUUGGACUCUUCGUUUUAGUUGCCUCAGACGACUCAGAUGAAGAUGACAAAGACCUGAAAGAAGAAGAUGACAGCAAAGAAAACACGACAAAAGAUCCACCUCCCAGCAUCAGCGAACCUGCAAACCCUGUAACCACCACACAAUCUGAAGUACCAACGGACACUGUACCCACCACACAAUCUGAAGUACCAACGGACACAGUACCCACCACACAAUCUGAAGUACCAACGAACACUGUACCCACCACACAAUCUGAAGUACCAACUGACACUGUACCCACCACACAAUCUGAAGUACCAACUGACACUGUACCCACCACACAAUCUGAAGUACCAACGGACACAGUACCCACCACACAAUCUGAAGUACCAACUGACACAGUACCCACCACACAAUCUGAAGUACCAACGGACACUGUACCCACCACACAAUCUGAAGUACCAACUGACACUGUACCCACCACACAAUCUGAAGUACCAACUGACACAGUACCCACCACACAAUCUGAAGUACCAACUGACACUGUACCCACCACACAAUCUGAAGUACCAACGGACACUGUACCCACCACACAAUCUGAAGUACCAACUGACACAGUACCCACCACACAAUCUGAAGUACCAACUGACACAGUACCCACCACACAAUCUGAAGUACCAACUGACACAGUACCCACCACACAAUCUGAAGUACCAACUGACACAGUACCCACCACACAAUCUGAAGUACCAACUGACACAGUACCCACCACACAAUCUGAAGUACCAACCGACACAGUACCCACCACACAAUCUGAAGUACCAACUGACACUGUACCCAUCACACAAUCUGAAGUACCAACUGACACAGUACCCACCACACAAUCUGAAGUACCAACUGACACUGUACCCACCACACAAUCUGAAGUACCAACUGACACUGUACCCAGCACACAAUCUGAAGUACCAACUGACACUGUGCUUCCCUUGUAAAUUGAAAACUGUUGCAAACGUCUUGGUGAAAUGAGAAGAUGGACAGGACACUGUCACGGCCUGUGUCACAGAUGUUAAGAUGUUUCACUCAUAACUACACUAUUAUGUCAACUAAUGCGAAUUUCACCAUUGUGGGACAUUCUGCGACUUCUUAUCUUAUCUUAUCUUAUCUUAUCUUAUCUCAUCUUAUCGUAUCUUAUCUUAUGUUGACCUCAUACUCAUGAGGUCAUACAGUAAACAUUAAUUUUUGUGAUGGAAGUUUUCACUGAGGUCUCAAAUAAAUCAUAAAUAAAGA